GUAAUUCUAAUUUAAUUGAUAUUGAACGAAGUAUAUUGGGAGAAAAAGAUAUAAACGAACCAUCAGUUCUUGUUGAUAGUAUAGAACAAGGUCAUAGCUUGGAAAUUUUUUCUAAUAAUAAGCAAAGUUUUAUUUGUAAUAUCUGA
Messenger RNA from Funneliformis geosporum, 146 nucleotides. The record is from the annotation of a GenBank genome assembly. Lineage: Eukaryota; Fungi; Glomeromycota; Glomeromycetes; Glomerales; Glomeraceae.